Messenger RNA from Rotaria sp. Silwood1, 441 nucleotides. The record is from the annotation of a GenBank genome assembly. NCBI's taxonomy places the organism in Eukaryota, Metazoa, Rotifera, Eurotatoria, Philodinida, Philodinidae.
AUGGGUUUAGUAUUACGAAUCUUACCGACAACUUUGAUAUCUGUUUUUCAACAAAUAUGGUUAAAUGAUAAUGAAUUGAAUGUAUUAUCUUUGCACUUGACACUUGAACAACGUACACUACUUGGUGGAAUCAUGGUUAAUUGGAUUGUAGAGCAACAAAUCGAAAGAGCUUUAAAUUUUGCCAAUCAAGAAAAGUGGGAAGAUUUUGAAAAAGAAAUAUUAAAUGUACCUCAUACCAAUUGGAUACCAUCAGAACAUGUUCCAUGGUUAAUAUUAGAACUUGAAAUGAAUAUUACAAUUCGAGAAAUACAAGUUCAAGUAGCAGGUCAUAUGAUACAACCAAUGUUGAAUGAAAACAAUGCUUCAGUACGAAAUAUUGUCAUGCAAAUGAAUAUGGGUGAAGGCAAAAUCUUCAGUUAUUUUACCUAUGUUAGCACUUAG